Molecule: messenger RNA, 772 nt
Organism: Euleptes europaea (tarantolino)
Lineage: Eukaryota; Metazoa; Chordata; Lepidosauria; Squamata; Sphaerodactylidae
Gene: STMN4
Product: stathmin 4
Exons: 4
Coding region: 10-552 (180 amino acids)
Biological process (GO): regulation of microtubule polymerization or depolymerization; microtubule depolymerization; neuron projection development
Cellular component (GO): neuron projection; cytoplasm
Molecular function (GO): tubulin binding
Source: RefSeq, a predicted model, not a curated record
AAAGAAAAAAUGAAGGAGCUCCCCCUGGUGUCUCUCUUCUGCUCAUGCUUCCUCUCAGACCACUUAAACAAACCAUCUUACAAAUACGAAGUAGACACUGUAGACCUCACCUGGUGCGUCAUUUCUGACAUGGAGGUCAUCGAACUCAACAAGCGUACCUCGGGCCAGUCCUUUGAAGUCAUCCUCAAGCCACCAUCCUUUGAUGGAAUCCCCGAAUUCAACGCCUCCCUGCCCCGACGACGUGACCCUUCACUGGAGGAGAUCCAGAAGAAGCUGGAGGCUGCUGAGGAGAGGCGUAAGUAUCAGGAAGCAGAGCUCCUGAAGCACCUGGCAGGAAAGCGGGAGCAUGAACGGGAAGUCAUCCAGAAAGCCAUUGAAGAGAACAACAAUUUCAUCAAGAUGGCCAAGGAGAGGCUGCUCCAGAAAAUGGAAUCCAACAAGGAGAACCGAGAGGCCCAUUUAGCUGCCAUGUUGGAGCGCCUGCAGGAGAAGGACAAACACGCUGAGGAGGUCAGGAAGAACAAGGAGCUAAAGGAAGAGGCCUCAAGGUAAAGAGGCCCCUGGGAACAGUGACAGUUUGGACUGACAGCUCCAAGGAAGGACGGCAGCAGGCGGCGAUCAUGGCGGCGGCCGCCUCAGCGCAAAGUGUUGACUGACGAAUCGGGACUGACCUCUGCUUUCGUUGUUUGUGAAUGUAAAGAAGUUGAUUGGUGAAGCCAUCCUGUGUGUUUCAGGGAGGGAGGGGGACAUAAGGGGAAGCGAAAGCUGGAAG